Molecule: messenger RNA, 462 nt
Organism: Hyaloscypha bicolor E
Lineage: Eukaryota; Fungi; Ascomycota; Leotiomycetes; Helotiales; Hyaloscyphaceae
Exons: 3
Coding region: 1-462 (153 amino acids)
Source: RefSeq, a predicted model, not a curated record
AUGCAACCUGUAAGUGGCAAGGAAAAAUAUUGCCGCAGUUACGUUCCAAGUUAUGAGAGUGGUACUUAUGAGGGUAGGAUGGGAAACCCGGGGAUGUUACAGAGAUUCUACAGAGAUUCUGCAGCGCUCGCGGCCGUGGUCGCUGCCACAAGGCACCACAUUCUCAGAUUCCCAACACCCCUGACUCUCUGGCCUUCUGACCCUUGCCGAUGUCUCUUUAAUCACUUGACCUUCAGCGGUCUCAAUUUUUUUGUCAAAGCCACCAUUACGUUUUCCGAGAAUGUCCAGGCUUGCAAAGAAGGAUUCAAUGGCCGAGCUGUGGUCCUCGAGCCGUUCAUAUCUCUGACCGGUGUGGUAUCUGUGGCGGGCACGUGGGAGAUCCAUGAGACUACGGACAAUUUGUUGGAUUCGCGGCGGCUGGCUGCAUUCGGGACAAAGGAAGACGUCUCGAGCAUCACUUGA